AUGGCACCCAAACGCCCCAACUUCCUCGUUGUCGUAGCCGACGACCUGGGCUACUCAGACAUCGGCUGCUAUGGCGGCGAGAUCCGCACCCCGAAUCUGAACCGCUUGGCGGAGGAGGGUGUGCGGUUUACCGACUUCCAUGCCGCAGCAGCGUGCUCCCCCACCCGCGCCAUGAUCAUGACGGGAACGGACCACCACAUAGCGGGCCUCGGCAACCUAAUCGAGUGGACCAACAUCACCGGCCAGAACGGGCCCAAGGGGUCGCAGAUGUCCACCGCCCCGCAACGCGGGAUGCCGGGCUACGAAGGCUAUCUCAACGAACGGGUGGUCGCGCUGCCUGAGCUGCUCCGCGACGCCGGCUACCACACCCUCAUGGCCGGCAAGUGGCAUCUGGGGCUGACCCCGGACCGCGCCCCCUGUAAGCGGGGCUUCGAGCGGUCGCUGGCGCACCUCCCGGCUUGCUCGAAUCAUUACGCCUUCGAGCCGCAGCUGGCGGGCGCGGAUGAGACGCCGACGUUUCUGGAGGCGAGCUUUAUCGCACUGCAUAUGGAGGACGACCAGUACGUGAAGAAGUUACCGGAGGGGUGGUACUCGUCCGAUGGGUACGGGGACCGGAUGUGUCAAUACCUGCGGGAAUGGCACGAGCGGGAGGAUGAUGGUGAGAAAGGGGAAGAACAGCGGAGGCCGUUCUUCGCUUACUUGCCUUUCACGGCGCCGCAUUGGCCGCUUCAGGCGCCCCGGGAGUAUAUCGAGCAUUAUCGCGGGGUGUACGAUGAGGGGCCGGAUGUGCUGCGGCAGAAGAGACUGGAGAGGCUGAAGGCGUUGGGCAUGAUCCGCGAGGAUGUGGAGGCGCAUCCGGUCGUCGCUGAGGGGGAGGUCAAGCCGUGGGAGGAAUUCACUCCGGAGGAGAAGGUGUUGUCGUGUCGCGCGAUGGAGGUGUUCGCUGCGAUGGUCGAGUGCAUCGAUGCCAAUGUUGGGAAGGUGGUGGAUUACCUGGAGUCCAUCGGCGAGCUCGACAACACCUUCGUCUGCUUCAUGUCGGAUAACGGUGCAGAAGGGGCCGCGUACGAGGCCUACCCGAUGGUGCAGAGUGGCGUGAUGCCGCAUCUGCAGAAGUACUAUGACAACUCUCUGGAGAAUUUGGGGAACUACAACUCAUUCAUCUGGUACGGGCCGCGGUGGGCGCAGGCCGCAACCGCUCCUUCGCGAUUGUACAAAGCCUACACGACGGAAGGUGGCGUGCAUGUGCCCUUCCUGGCACGCUUCCCGGCCUCGGUGCGCGAAGCGGCGGACCACGUCAAGAACGGCAGUAUCACGGAUCAGUUCGCUACGGUCAUGGAUCUGGCCCCGUCGAUCCUGGAGAUGGCGGGCGUGACGCAUCCGGCACCACUCUAUCAGGGGCGGGAGGUCGUGCCGAUGCGAGGGAAGUCGUUCUACCCCUGGGCGACGGGGGAGAGUUCCCGCAUUCAUGAGAAGGAAUUUAUCAAAGGCUGGGAGACAUGUGGCCGGGCGGCAUUGCGGUUCGGGGAUUGGAAGAUCGUCUAUAUCCCGAAGCCGAAGGGCCCGGAGCGAUGGCAGCUGUACAACCUGGUCGAGGACCCUGGCGAGAUCCACGAUCUGGCCGAGGUGCAUCCCGAUCGAUUGAAGCAGCUACUGAAACUGUGGGAUCAGUACGUCAUAGAAACCGGCGUGAUUCCUCUCAAUCCAGAUUUGGGCGAGUUCCUGGAAGCGACAGAGGCGCAGAUGCCGGAGAAUGCGUGGAUGGAGUACGACUACUGGAAGCAGGGGGCCAGAGACGAGCCGGAGAAGUUCAUGAGGCAGCCUCCUCGGUUUCAGCGGGUGGUCAAGCAGUUCUGA
This is a messenger RNA of Aspergillus aculeatus ATCC 16872, 1857 nucleotides long. Its product is annotated as arylsulfatase. Bases 1 to 1857 code for a protein of 618 amino acids. The transcript is spliced from 2 exons. Gene Ontology annotation, molecular function: arylsulfatase activity. NCBI's taxonomy places the organism in Eukaryota, Fungi, Ascomycota, Eurotiomycetes, Eurotiales, Aspergillaceae. The record is from RefSeq and is a predicted model, not a curated record.